AUGUUAACCGUUUGUGUGAUAUUGGUAGUCUCUAUGAUCGCUGAAGUGGUGUCAAGGCCAGAACUUUACCAUUGGCGUAAGUCUAUUACUGAAUUUGGGUCAAACUUUUGUGAUGCACUUGAUGAUACUUAUAGUAAUCAUAAAAGUUUAGAAAGAAGGUCGAUGGAUUGCGCGUGGGUAGAUUACAGUAGCCCAAUUACUCAGUGUGCCUUGAGGGGAUCGGAUUGGCAUUUCUCGGACUUUGGACAGGAUUGCUUUGAGGCCUUCGAUCCGGCCAGUAAAGUAAGUGAAGCCGCUUUGUUGCUGUUAUAGUAACCUCAGAGUAAUGUGCUAACUAUGAUGAAAGAUGGGCUAGGGCAAUGAGAAAUCAUUUCAAGGCUGCAGAAAAAUUUUUAGCUCUCGCUUUACAAAAAUUAAUGGAUUAUAACCAUUUGAACCUCAAAAAGUGCCGCUUUUGUUGUAAUCCGCCAAUAACUGGGCGGAAACUAGAUGCCCCCCAAAUUAAAAAAACAAAAAAAUUAUUUGCAGACGAUCCAAAAUCUCUGCCCAUUGAACUGCCAGAAGACGGAUGAAGCCGUAAUCCUUGGGAAAAUCCCCUCCAACAGUCAUAAAUGUGCGCAGCACUUUAAUUAUGGCCUCCGGAAACAUAAUGACGAUGUUGUUUUAUGGAGAUCGGGUGUUUGUUUGAAUGAAACCCUCAGAUUCGAGGUCCGAUGUGGAUUCCCGUUCUCUCAACGGGACUUUGUAUCAGCCAAAGGUCUGCUUUCCUCGGUUUUGUAA
Molecule: messenger RNA, 780 nt
Organism: Bursaphelenchus xylophilus (pine wood nematode)
Lineage: Eukaryota; Metazoa; Nematoda; Chromadorea; Rhabditida; Aphelenchoididae
Source: the annotation of a GenBank genome assembly